UGCUGUGGAGGGGGUGACGUGUGCCGGGAACAGUCGAGUCCCUUCGGCUGUUUCCGACCUGGGCCGUGACGUCAAGCGAGUGCGACGACAGCGGCGGCUCAGUCCAAUCCCGAGAUGGAAGGGAACAGGGACGAGGCGGAUCGCUGUACGGAGAUCGGUUUGAACGCCUUGAAACACGGCAAGAGGGAGGAAGCGCUGAAGUUCUUGCGGAAAGCUCAGAAGCUGUUCCCGACGAAAAAGGUUAAAGAAUUGAUAGAAACUCUGACCCAGAAUGGCCACCCAUCGAGUAACUUCAGCCAAUCACAUGCCACAGAUUCAUCGGCAUGUCACCAAAGAAAAGGAAACCAAGGAAGCAACUCUGGGGGGUCAGAGGCAGCAGGAGAGGCUGCAAAAACCUACACACAGGACCAGGUUGAGGCUGUGAAGAGAAUAAAGAAGUGUAAAGAUUACUAUGAAAUCCUAGGGCUGAGUAAGGAUACCUCAGAGGAUGACUUGAAGAAAGCUUAUAGGAAAUUGGCUCUAAAGUUUCAUCCUGACAAGAACCAGGCCCCAGGUGCCACAGAGGCAUUCAAAGCUAUUGGGAAUGCAUACGCAGUACUCAGCAAUCCAGAGAAACGGAAACAGUAUGAUCUAUAUGGCGAUGAGAAACAGGUAACAUCUAGGCACAGCCACGGUGCCUCUGACUACCACAGAGGUUUUGAGGCAGACAUCUCACCUGAGGACCUCUUCAAUAUGUUCUUUGGAGGCGGGUUCCCAUCUGGUAACGUUCAUGUAUAUAGUAAUGGGCGAAUGCGCUAUACGUACCAGAGACCUGAGCGUCAGGAGCGUCGUGGUGAUGGUGGGUUAGCGCUCUUUGUACAGUUAAUGCCGAUCCUGAUCCUGAUUAUCGUCUCUGUGAUCAGCCAGAUGAUGGUGUCAAAUCCUCCCUACAGUCUUAGUCAGAGACCGUCAGUGGGCCAUAUUUACAGGCGGGCAACAGAAGUGUUAAAGGUGCCCUACUAUGUGGCGGAUAGCUUUGCAGAAGAAUACAGUGGACAGAAUCUGAAAUUAGUGGAGCGGAAUGUGGAGGAGGAUUUUAUUGCCAACCUGCGGAACAACUGCUGGAAGGAAAAGCAACAGAAAGAGGGAUUGUUGUAUCGAGCCCGGUAUUUUGGGGAUUCGGAUUUAUACCAUAAAGCACAAAAAAUGAACACACCGAGCUGUACUAGGCUAUCACAGGUUCAGGCUUCCCUGCACGGUUAGAACAGCGUCUACAUCAUCAAUAAUCGGAGGCCAAGUAGAGUAUUGGAGCUUGAAGAUUUUAACAAACCCUCAAAUUCAUCUGACUGGAUGUAAUUCGCCAGCAGCAGUGCUGAGAUUAUUCACAGCGUAAGAGUACCACACUGGAUUUUUGUUUAUGAACUGGAGUAAGCAGCCCAAGGUCUCCUGGACAGAACACUGGUGUGGAGACCAAGAAAUACUCCACUUUGUGGAAACCUGGGACAGUGGAAAAUGUGAAAGACAUGACUACGCAUGAACCAAGUUUGUACACAUGCACUAGUCACUUCUAAUGAAGAGAAUCGAGAAACCUGAAUUAAUGAUCUGGAGAUUAUUUAUAGUUGUAUAUACGUUGUACUUUUAACUAUGCAGGGGCUGAAAUCAGUUGUAAGUUAUUUUGCUCUUCUAUAGAAAUAAACCUGUAAUGUGAGUAAUA
Messenger RNA from Callorhinchus milii (elephant shark), 1693 nucleotides. It is a transcript of the gene dnajb12a, whose product is annotated as DnaJ heat shock protein family (Hsp40) member B12a. The record is from RefSeq and is a predicted model, not a curated record. Gene Ontology annotation, biological process: cellular response to misfolded protein; methylation. NCBI's taxonomy places the organism in Eukaryota, Metazoa, Chordata, Chondrichthyes, Chimaeriformes, Callorhinchidae. The transcript is spliced from 9 exons. Gene Ontology annotation, cellular component: endoplasmic reticulum membrane. Bases 115 to 1242 code for a protein of 375 amino acids. Gene Ontology annotation, molecular function: nucleic acid binding; methyltransferase activity; Hsp70 protein binding.